AUUAUUCUUGAAGCUAUUAUUUUGUAAUAGGUAGGUACAUGUAAGUCGUUCAUAGUCCUAGUGUUAACGUUUCUUUCAUUGUCAUAUUUUUACUAUUUCUCCAUCGCAGUAUUGUAAAUCUUAUACAGUAGUUUAUAUUAUACAAACAGUGACAAGGUGUUAGGCCAUAUCGUUUUUAUGUUAGGUUUUUACCAUCGUUUGUUCGUUUGGUUUUUGAUCAUACGUAUAUAAAGCGCCCAGUAUGAUUCAUCGCGAGUGCGCUACGAAUAUCUAUAUCUCGAAAUCACAUCGUGCGAAACAUACAUUUAAUUUUAUAUAACUUUUUACUUUAUUUUUAUGCGUGUCAACAAUUUAAGACAUCUCAUAUUUUAUAUAAAUCAUGUUCCGUUUCGUGCAUUUUUUUAUUGUGUUAAGUAGCGUGGUGACCUGCGCAAAAGUGUUCGCCGCGAAGCAGAGUCCUCCUCAUAUAGUUUUUGUGUUGGCCGAUGACUUGGGUUGGAACGACGUCAGCUUUCAUGGUUCGAACCAAAUAAACACUCCAAACAUCGAUGCACUGGCAUAUGACGGAAUAAUUCUAAACAAUCAUUACAGCGAAUCUUUGUGUACACCGUCCAGGUCGGCAUUGCUUACUGGAAAAUAUCCUAUUCAUACGGGUUUGUUAUUGAUUAUUAUUAUUAUCAUCAUUAUUAUUGUAGUUGUUAUUGUUAUUACUAUCCUACAAUUAUUACUUAUACUUUGUAUAUCUAUGUAAUAUAUAUCAUAAUCAUUGUGACACUGUUGAUUGUGUUGCACUGUUGCUAUUUAUAUAGGUAGUACUGUAGUACCUAUAACAGUGGCAUAGUGCUAUAAGCUAUAUAGUCACACACAUAUAUUUUAAUGAAUUUACAGACAUCAUAAUUCAUCAUGCAGCUAUAUUAUAAUAAUAAC
This is a messenger RNA of Acyrthosiphon pisum (pea aphid), 927 nucleotides long. Its product is annotated as arylsulfatase B-like. The record is from RefSeq and is a predicted model, not a curated record. The coding region runs from base 380 to 751 and encodes 123 amino acids. The transcript is spliced from 2 exons. Gene Ontology annotation, molecular function: sulfuric ester hydrolase activity. NCBI's taxonomy places the organism in Eukaryota, Metazoa, Arthropoda, Insecta, Hemiptera, Aphididae.